UUUCCCUCCCAGGCCUGCCGAGGUUGGAAUGUGCCUGCCAAAGGCGCGCAAACCCUUUCCGGAUCCCUGCGUUGGGGCUGCAUCGUGAAUGCAAAGAAAGCGUUGCUGAUCCAGGGACUGCAGAGAAGUUAUUGAGACAAGGCUUAGAAGGAAACAAAAAAAAAACCCACAAAAUUAAAUCGGCUACCUCAGCACAGGUGACCAAAGGAUCACCCUCGCUCGUUCACUGUGCACUGGGGGCAGGGGAAGUUGGCUUAACCGCUCCAGGUCAGGCCGAAGUGUUGUCGGCAGGCACAGCCUUUUUGCACGAGAGCCUUCUGAAGACCAGCCGCCAUGGGGGAGAAGUCCCACACGUGCCCCUACUGUGGGAAAGGCUUCCGGCGCAACUCGCACCUGACCCGGCACCUCGCGACCCACUCCGGCCUUCAGCGCCCUUUGGGCGGGAAGCGCCUCGGGCAGCAGGUGCCAGAGGAAGACCGCCCAUACAGCUGCAGCUACUGUGGGAAGACGUUUGCCCGCAGCGCUCACCUGGCGCGACACCAGGAGACCCAUUCGGGGGAGAGGCCGUACAAGUGCACCUACUGCGGGAAAGCCUUUGGGCGCAACUCCCACCUGACCCGGCACCACAGCACGCACACGGGAGAGCGCCCCUACGAGUGUGGGGUCUGCGGUAAGGCCUUCACCCGUAGUGCCCACGUCACCCGCCACCAGGGCACGCACACCGGGGAGCGCCCCUUCCGCUGCGUGCACUGUGGCAAGCGCUUCACCCGCAGUGCGCAUCUCCAACGCCACCAGGGCAUCCACAGCGGUGAUAAGCCCUUCUCCUGCCGUGACUGUGGGAAAGGCUUCACUCGCAACGCCCACCUGGAGCGCCACCGGGCCACGCACUCGGGCGAGAAGCCCUUCAAAUGUGCCAGUUGCGGGAAAGGUUUCGGGGCUGCUUCCCAUCUCGUAAGACACCAGAGGACCCACAAGGUUGGACUUCAACCAAACAGUUUCCAACAGCUCAUUGUCUGUGGCUUUAACUACUCUGAGGUGCCUCCAGAUUUGUGGCUGUUUGAGGAUUUUGCUGAGAUACAGUGGGCCCUUCUGGACCCAUGCCAGAGACCUGUCUACAGGGACAUUGUACAGGACAAUUAUGGGACUCUACUCUCACUAGAUGGAGGGACCAUGAACUCCAGUUCCCAGCCUGGAAGUGCCGAGGCUGUGCAGGCACAGAAGCAGUUGCCGGGGCGGUCAGAAGGCUCCCUUUACCGGGGCCAGAGUCAAGCCGGGCAGCAAGGUGAGGAUGGUGGGAAAGGAUGGGCCAAGCCUCCUCUUCUUCCUCCAAUGCCGAAAGACAACCCCACUAUCCCACCCAGGGUGUACAUGGGGCCUAGCCCAAACUUGUGUGUCCAGUGUGGGGAGAGCCUUGCUCAGGCUCAGCCUAGCCUCGCCCAGCCCCAGAGAGCCCCCCGCUCUGCCGAGAAGCUGUACCCGUGCGCCGAUUGCGGGAAAAGCUUUGGCGUGAGCUCCCAUCUCACUAUUCACCGGAGAAUCCACACCGGCGAGAAACCGUACGAGUGCAACGAUUGCGGGAAAAGGUUCAGCCAGAGCUCCACCCUUGUCCUCCACCGGCGCAUCCACACGGGAGAGAAGCCUUACAAAUGCGCAGAUUGUGGGAAGAGCUUCUCGGUGAGUUCCCACCUGACGAAACACCAGCGAAUCCACACCGGAGAGAAGCCUUACGAGUGCCAAGCCUGUGGGAAAAGAUUCAGUCAGAGUUCUACCCUCAUCCUGCACCAGAGAAUCCACACGGGGGAGAGGCCUUACAAAUGCAACGAGUGCGGGAAAACCUUCAGCGUGAGCUCACACCUUACCAUCCACCACAGAAUUCACACAGGGGAGAAACCGUAUCGCUGCAUGGAAUGUGGGAAAAGUUUUGGCCAAAGCUCGCACCUGAUGCGCCACCUGGGGACGCACUCGGGGGAGAAACCCUACCGGUGCACGGACUGCCCCAAGGCCUUCACGCAACUCUCGAACCUGCGGCAGCACCAGCGCAUGCACACCGGGGAGCGCCCCUACGCCUGCGAUUGCUGCGGCAAACGUUUCUCCUGGAGUUCCAACCUGGCUCAGCAUCGGCGCCUCCACACUGGCCAGAAGCCGUAUGCUUGCGUCCAGUGCGGCAAGCGCUUCUGCGAGAGUGCGCGGCUCCUGGAGCACCAGCGCACCCACACGGGCGAGCGGCCCUACGCUUGCCCGCAGUGCCACAAGCGCUUCAGCCGCAGCUCCCACCUUGCGCGGCACCAGCGUCUCCAUGCUGCUGUAGGAGGCGCGGAGGAGGACCGGCGAUGCUACCCUUGCAGCCAGGGUCCUGCCCUCCUCCUGCACCACCACACCCAUUGCAAAUAGACUUGUCGGUCCAUUGGUGCUGGAACACCAUGAUGGAACAUGGGGGCCGCUGCAGGGAUUUCCCCUGUUUUCCUAAAUAGCUCGAUUCUGGAGUUGACUCUAGGUAAAGCUUCCUGCAUAACUAUUGAGGCUGCAAGGUGAGUUCAGGUUAUGCCCUGCUUCGGAGAAUCUACAGCAAGGGACCACCUGUGGUUGUGCGUGACACACCGGAACCACCUGUACGAUUGUACAAUGUGUGAAAGGUCAGCCUGUAUGUUGCCCGCUACAGCGCCAUGCCAGAAAUAUACGGAAUAUACAGGACAGGUUGCUGGUGCAUUACAGCAGUUGGUAAACUCCAGAUAGUCUGUUGCAGGAGAAGUGUGCCCCAUCGCAGCGAAUGCUCCAGCAUGUUUUCUGGGCUGGGGACGGCCCAAAACCUACAGGCAAACUAGGCAACUGGCUGGGAUGCCAGAUUUCCUUGAAGAUGCCUUGGUGGGGAGAAUGCUGCCGCAUUCACUUUGGGAAGAGACACAUCAAGGCAGAUUAGCAGAUCAUCGGUGAGGGUGGACAACCUCUUGCGGUCUAGCAGGAUACAACUGGGAGCCCUUUGAUGCCCACAGGCCACAUGGGACAGUUGUAAAAAUGAGCGAGUACAGAAGUGAUGGAUAUUUUUUAAAAAAUGAAAAUAAGAAA
This is a messenger RNA of Elgaria multicarinata webbii, 3063 nucleotides long. RefSeq names its product zinc finger protein 436-like. Gene Ontology annotation, cellular component: PcG protein complex; transcription regulator complex; chromatin. The record is from RefSeq and is a predicted model, not a curated record. The coding region runs from base 334 to 2391 and encodes 685 amino acids. NCBI's taxonomy places the organism in Eukaryota, Metazoa, Chordata, Lepidosauria, Squamata, Anguidae. Gene Ontology annotation, molecular function: DNA-binding transcription factor activity, RNA polymerase II-specific; RNA polymerase II cis-regulatory region sequence-specific DNA binding. The transcript is spliced from 6 exons. Gene Ontology annotation, biological process: regulation of transcription by RNA polymerase II.